This is a messenger RNA of Oldenlandia corymbosa var. corymbosa, 3724 nucleotides long. The record is from the annotation of a GenBank genome assembly. NCBI's taxonomy places the organism in Eukaryota, Viridiplantae, Streptophyta, Magnoliopsida, Gentianales, Rubiaceae.
UGGCGAAAAAAAAAGAAAAAGAAGCAAAAAGAAUGUGUGAGGUGGUUGAAAGUUGAAACAAAGGGGAAGCUUUGCUUGGAGGCAAAGAGGACUCUGCAACCAACGACAUUCCUCCUAAUAUUGCACACACCAUAUUAGUAGGUAGGGAAAGAUAGAGAACCAGAUGUUGAUACACGAGGAUACUAACACUUCCCUCAUUAUUCCUUAAAAAGAACUCUUCCAUGUACUAAUACUUCAGUCCUGUUCCUAGUUUUCCAUCACUCUCUCUAGCUGAUCUCUGCCAUGGAAGCCAGUGCCGGACUUGUCGCCGGCUCUCAUAACCGGAAUGAGCUUGUCGUCAUUCAGGGCCAUGAAGAGCCUAAGCCCUUGAAGGAUUUAACUGGUCAAGUAUGUGAGAUAUGCAAUGAUGAAAUCGGUUUAACAGUUGAUGGAGAUCUGUUUGUGGCUUGUAAUGAGUGUGGUUUUCCGGUGUGCCGGCCAUGUUAUGAAUAUGAGAGGAGAGAAGGCAGCCAACUUUGCCCUCAGUGCAAGACGAGAUACAAACGACUCAAGGGGAGUCCAAGGGUGGAAGGAGAUGAUGAUGAGGAAGACAUUGAUGACAUUGAGCACGAAUUCAACAUUGAUGAUCAUCAGCGAAACAAGAACACACAAAUUGCUGAAGCGCUACUUCAUGGCAAGAUGAGUUAUGGAAGAGGACCUGAAGAUGAAGAAACUGCUCAAUACCCUCCUGUCAUUGCUGGUGUCCGCUCUCGGCCUGUAAGAAAAGAAAACAUAAUCUUGAUACCUGAAAGGGUUUUUCAUUUUUAUGCAUCAAAUUUAUACAUUUGUCCCUUAUUUUGUUGAAUGUAAACAAUCAUCAUGAUUCAUGAGCGAUCAAUGCUUGAUGCAGUAAACAGUUUCCAAAUUAGGUUCAGUGAGACACUCGUUUUCUUAUGGAAUUUGAAUGAAAACCAAUUCCUUAUUCAUGCAUGCAGGUGAGUGGUGAAUUUCCGAUAUCUAGUCACGCCAAUGGAGAGCAGAUGUUGGGUGGUUCUCUACACAAACGAGUACAUCCAUAUCCAUCCCCUGAGCCUGGUAAUUUAUUAAGCUCAAACAAAUACUACUACUUAGGAUCAUAGAGACGUGCUAUUAGUUGGUAUCCUACAAUUCAUUAAGCUGCAAUACAGGAAGUGCAAGAUGGGAUGAUAAUGAAGGUGGAGGCUGGAAAGAAAGAAUGGAAGAUUGGAAGAUGCAUCAACAAGGAAAUCUAGGAGCAGAAUAUGAUGAAUCUGCGGAUCCGGACAUGGCCAUGGUAGAUGAAUCAAGACAGCCAUUGUCAAGGAAAGUACCAAUUGCAUCAAGCUUGAUAAAUCCUUACCGGAUGAUCAUUGUGACUAGGCUUGUGGUCCUCGCAUUUUUCCUCCGUUAUAGAAUUCUUAACCCUGUGCAUGAUGCACUUGGACUGUGGCUUACUUCAAUCAUAUGUGAGAUCUGGUUUGCCUUCUCAUGGAUUCUUGAUCAGUUUCCCAAGUGGUUCCCGAUCAAUAGAGAGACUUAUCUGGACCGCCUUUCUCUCAGGUAUGAGAGGGAAGGUGAGCCUAAUAUGCUAGCUCCAAUAGAUGUCUUUGUCAGUACAGUUGAUCCAAUGAAGGAACCUCCACUUGUUACAGCAAAUACAGUUCUUUCAAUACUGGCAAUGGACUACCCAGUUGACAAAAUCUCGUGCUACAUAUCUGAUGAUGGAGCCAAAAUGUGUACCUUCGAAGCUUUAUCAGAAACUGCAGAAUUUGCUCGGAAGUGGGUUCCAUUCUGCAAGAAAUUUUCCAUCGAGCCUCGUGCACCUGAGAUGUACUUUUCUCUCAAAAUUGACUAUUUAAAGGACAAGGUGCAGCCAACGUUUGUUAAGGAGCGUAGAGCGAUGAAGAGGGAGUACGAAGAGUUUAAGGUCAGGAUUAAUGCACUGGUGGCUAAAGCCAUGAAAGUUCCUGCAGAGGGGUGGAUCAUGAAAGAUGGGACACCAUGGCCAGGAAACAACACUAAGGAUCAUCCCGGCAUGAUUCAAGUCUUUCUAGGACAUAGUGGAGGCCCUGACAUUGAAGGUAAUGAACUACCAAGGCUUGUUUAUGUUUCUCGUGAGAAGAGGCCUGGUUUCCAACAUCACAAAAAAGCUGGUGCCAUGAAUGCCCUGGUUCGUGUCUCUGGUGUUCUUACCAAUGCACCAUUCAUGCUGAACUUGGACUGUGAUCACUACAUAAACAACAGCAGAGCAGUGAGAGAGGCAAUGUGCUUUUUGAUGGAUCCCCAGCUUGGAAAGAAGGUUUGCUAUGUCCAGUUUCCUCAAAGAUUUGAUGGGAUUGACAGACAUGAUCGAUAUGCAAACAGAAACACAGUCUUCUUUGAUAUUAACAUGAAAGGGCUUGAUGGUAUCCAAGGUCCUGUUUAUGUUGGCACAGGAUGCGUCUUCCGAAGACAAGCUUUAUAUGGCUACGACCCACCAAAGGGUUCCAAACGCCCCAAAAUGGUGAGCUGCGACUGUUGUCCUUGUUUUGGAAGAAGGAAGAAGCUUCCCAAAUACAGUAAACACGGAGUGAAAGGAGACACUGCAGUUCAAGGAUAUGAUGAUGAUAAGGAAAUACUGAUGUCUCAAAUGAAUUUCGAGAAGAAAUUUGGCCAAUCAGCAAUUUUUGUGACUUCUACCUUGAUGAUUGAUGGAGGCGUACCACCAUCCUCCAGCCCAGCUGCCCUGCUCAAAGAAGCUAUACAUGUGAUCAGCUGCGGUUACGAGGACAAAACAGAAUGGGGUACUGAGUUGGGUUGGAUUUAUGGCUCUAUCACUGAGGAUAUCCUGACAGGAUUCAAGAUGCACUGUCGGGGUUGGAGAUCAAUAUACUGUAUGCCUAAAUUAGCAGCAUUCAAGGGGUCUGCCCCAAUCAAUCUAUCCGAUCGUCUGAACCAGGUGCUUCGAUGGGCUCUUGGUUCUGUUGAGAUCUUCUUCAGCCGACACAGUCCUGUCUGGUAUGGUUACAAAGGAGGAAACCUCAAGUGGCUUGAGCGAUUUGCAUACAUAAAUACUACUGUCUAUCCUUUCACCUCCAUACCCCUCCUUGCCUACUGUACACUUCCUGCAAUCUGCUUACUCACCGGAAAAUUCAUAAUGCCAGAGAUAAGCACCUUUGCAAGUCUAUUCUUCAUUGCCCUUUUCCUCUCAAUCUUUGCAACUGGCAUCCUUGAGCUAAGGUGGAGUGGAGUCAGCAUCGAGGAGUGGUGGAGAAACGAACAGUUUUGGGUCAUUGGUGGAGUUUCUGCUCACCUGUUUGCAGUUGUUCAAGGUCUUCUCAAGAUUUUAGCAGGGAUCGAUACCAAUUUCACAGUAACAUCUAAGGCCACUGAUGAUGAAGAGUUUGGCGAGUUAUAUGCUUUCAAAUGGACAACCCUCCUAAUUCCUCCGACAACUAUUUUAAUAAUUAACCUGGUUGGUGUGGUCGCUGGGAUCUCUGAUGCCAUAAACAAUGGCUACCAAUCAUGGGGUCCUCUAUUUGGAAAGCUUUUCUUUGCCUUCUGGGUGAUUGUUCAUCUCUAUCCAUUCCUUAAAGGUCUAAUGGGAAAGCAAAACAGGACACCCACUAUAGUCAUCAUCUGGUCAGUACUACUGGCUUCAAUAUUCUCCUUGCUGUGGGUACGCAUAGACCCAUUUGUAUUGAAAACCAAGGGCCCUGAUGUGAAACAAUGUGGCAUCAACUGCUGA